Morchella importuna is the source of this 1686-nucleotide messenger RNA. RefSeq lists its product as uncharacterized. The transcript has 5 exons. Lineage: Eukaryota; Fungi; Ascomycota; Pezizomycetes; Pezizales; Morchellaceae. Gene Ontology annotation, biological process: inosine biosynthetic process; adenosine catabolic process. The record is from RefSeq and is a predicted model, not a curated record. The coding region runs from base 1 to 1686 and encodes 561 amino acids. Gene Ontology annotation, molecular function: adenosine deaminase activity.
AUGUCCACCACCGACAUCGAAUCCACCGUCGCCACCCAGCUCGAGGCCUACCAUGCGUCCCGCGCCGCUCUCAUAGCCCAAGAGAAGGCACUCCGUCACGACUAUGCGUUCCGCCAACGCCUCUCGGAGACUGCCAAGAGGGCCUCAAACAUCGUGGGCAACAUCCGCCACUACGAGGCCGCAACAGUGUGGACGAAGGAGGUGGAGGACGACGAGGGCGAUGUGUACCCCGGCAUGAUGUUCACGCUGGCAAAGGACCGCAUGGAGAGCACAAGGCUAUGGAAAAUUGUCAAGAGAAUGCCGAAGGGCUGUUUGCUCCAUGCGCAUCUGGAGGCCAUGGUCGAUAUGGAUUGGCUGUUGAACCUCGCGUUGGAGACGCCGGGGCUGCAUAUCUUCUCAGAUAUACCGCUGGUUUCGCCAGAGGCGUUGAGGAUUGCUACGAUACAGUUUCAGUAUUCGCCGGAACCCCCGGCUGUAGCUACAUCACUAUAUUCAUCGGCGUAUGUUGCGAAUGGGUUCGUUCCCAUUACCGAGGCCGCGGAUACGUUCCCAGCGAACCUCCUCAUGGGAUCCGAGGGCACAGGCACAACUUCGAGAGAGGCGUUCCUGGAAUGGCUUAUCGACCGCACCACAAUCACAGCUGAAGAGAGCUUAAAGCAUCAUGAAGGGAUCAAUAUGGUCUGGCGAAAGUUUCAGGGCAUAUUCAGAAUAAUCUCGGGCAUAGUCUACUACGAGCCAGUAUAUCGAGCAUUUGUCCGUCAUAUUCUCCACCAUUUGCAUCUGGAUAAUGUUCUCUGGGUGGACAUGCGGGCAGCCUAUGCCAUGACCUUCCGCGCGGCAAACACAGGAGAAAUCCUCCCCCGCACUGAUGUCAUCCGCGCGUUUUCCGAGGAGGUGGAGCGGUAUAAGAAGUCUCCGGAAGGGGCGGGUUUCUGGGGCGCGCGUAUGAUAUGGACCACCAUCAGGAGCUUCGACAAUGAGACGAUUAGAGCCAGCAUGAAGGAAUGCGUUGAAGCCAAAAAGCUCUAUCCCCAUGCCAUCGCGGGCUUUGACUUGGUCGGCCAAGAAGACCUCGGCCGCCCGCACAAGGAGCUUAUCCCCGAGAUCCUCUGGUUCCGUGAGUAUUGCCGCCAGGAAGCGGUUGAUAUACCAUUUUUCUUCCAUGCCGGCGAAACGCUCGGCGAUGGCAACGCCACCGACGAAAACCUAUUUGAUGCUAUUCUCCUCGGGACCAAACGCAUUGGCCACGGGUUUUCGCUUUACAAGCAUCCACACCUGCUAAGGCUUUGUCGUGAACGUAAAAUCUGCCUUGAAGUGUGCCCAGUCUCGAAUGAGAUCCUGCGACUGACAUCCAGCAUUCUGUCGCACUCACUUCCGGCGCUCCUGGCGCAUGGGGUGCCUGUAACCUUGAACAACGAUGAUCCGGGAAUUCUUGGGCAGAAGACGACGGCGAGUAUGACGCAUGACCAUUGGCAGGUGUUGCAAGCGUUUGACAAUGUUGGGCUGGAGGGCCUGGGGGAUCUGGCAGAGACGACUGUGAGAUAUGCAGCAUUCGAGGGCGUGGAUGUGGGCGUGGAGGAGGGUGUGAGGGAGGAGAGGAUGAAGAUGUGGAAAUCGGAUUGGGAGAAGUUCUGUGAAUGGGUUGUGGCAGACUUUGGAGAGUGGGAGGAAGGAGAGGGGGCUUAG